Aspergillus nidulans FGSC A4 is the source of this 507-nucleotide messenger RNA. RefSeq lists its product as uncharacterized. Bases 1 to 507 code for a protein of 168 amino acids. The transcript is spliced from 4 exons. The record is from RefSeq and is a predicted model, not a curated record. Lineage: Eukaryota; Fungi; Ascomycota; Eurotiomycetes; Eurotiales; Aspergillaceae.
AUGGAUAAUCCGGCCCGCCAGCUUGUCCGUCUAUCGUUACCUAAAUCUUUAACCGUCGGUUACAAGCACAGAGUAAACCCAACUAGAAAUCCACCGCCUCAACGCCCUAGCCCACCCGCUAGCCCAACCAGAACCACCAACACAUUUCAGCCUCAUGAUCUCAUCCGCAUCCACGCUGGGCCGCUGGCAGGAUCCGAAUUUAGUGUUGCCUCUUAUGCCCACCUCGUCCUAGUGCUGGAUCGACGCUGCCAGUGCCAGCGCCAGUGCCAGGCCACAGCCACUACAGUGCCGCCCCGGCCCGCUGGGGGCCGGGGCCUGGCCCUAAAAACGGGCAAUGACUUAGUCUACCAAGAUCUCAAGGCUACGGUUAACUUUGGUGGUUUGGUCACACCCGGAAAAGCAAGAACGCGGCCCGAGCAUACAGGUACCUCACGUACAUACAUUAGCACGUACAUUUAUGUCGGCAUGUACUAUGUAAGCUUAAGUGCGGUACCACUAGAACCGUAG